AUGAGGCCACAAGAACCGAUCAAAAGAAGACGUGGAAGGCCUCCCAAGAACAACAAGCUGCCCGAGGCCUUUCCAACGCUUACUUUGCAGUUUCAAACUUCCCCUGACUCCGGUUCCCCGACUGCAGAGUCCAACUCGAAUAUGAUGGUGAAGAUGGGAGAACCCGAUGCUUUCACACCCUUGAUGAAAGUGUCUCCUUCUAUUCCGUCAAGUAGGAAACGCAGAAGAAAGAGCAAUUACCAUUCCGAUAUAGAGGAAUCUCCCAGUAAGCGAUCCAGCUUAAGUCAAAACGCCGACAUGGGUCCUGAAGAGCCCCUUUUGACUCCAAUGUCGUUAUCAUCAGUGAAUAGCGGCACCAACCUGUAUCUCAACGCAAAGACUUUGGACAAUAUAGCCCAGGUUACCCGCAGUGAUUCACAGGUGCUGCCAACUCCCAAGUACACUCUCGCUACUCCUCCUAAAAUCAAUCCGGUUCUCAGAAACGGUAGCUCGCUGGCGAAGUCUACCGCAAAUGUACCCCAAAAGAUAGAAGAAGAAGAUGAAGCUGCGAAAAAGGAGUCAAAACUUUCGAAGAGAACGCUGACAGACCUCAUGAGUUAUAUCGAUGAUGAUUCGUUCGUUUUUCAGCUCGUCGUGGAUGACAAAGGAAAAGCAGUGCUAUCCAAUAAAGGGUCCAGUACCAAAACGAAGCCGACUCAGCAAAUUGCAAAUGACCAAGUUCACGAGGCCUCAUUGCCUUCUGCAAUGACUCAAACAAAUCCUGUUAUGGGAAGCGAAAUGUUGCGUCCUAUACAGAAAGACGGAAAACGUUUGGAGUCUUUCAAGCCUACUCUUCCGUCGUAUGCUAGUUUGGUUUCGGCAUCUGAUUCUGACAUCCUGACAGACAAACUCAUAGUCCCCCAAACUCCCCAGAGCAACAAUAUCGUUUACAGUGAAACACCGAUUUUCAUGCAGACAGAUACCAGUGGUUCCAAUGGGGAAUUGGCAUUUAACUUGACUCCGCAAUUCAAUGCUAUGAUGUAUCUGAUGAUGAACAUCAACUCCCCACAGCAGAAGAAAAAUUUUUCCCAGCAACAGCCGUUUUUAAAUCCCCAAGUGGAUUUAAACCAGUAUUCAAAACUGAACAGUGCACAAGUUCAUGCAAUAGAUACCCGUGAGAUUCUUGGUGGUGGUCAGGACACAUCCCCAGAAAGCUCAAACUCUGACGAAGGAGAUGCUCGUGCCGCUCUACGCAAAGCAUUUCAUAGAAGAAAGUAG
Messenger RNA from Candidozyma auris, 1257 nucleotides. RefSeq lists its product as uncharacterized. The transcript has a single exon. Lineage: Eukaryota; Fungi; Ascomycota; Pichiomycetes; Serinales; Metschnikowiaceae. The record is from RefSeq and is a predicted model, not a curated record. Bases 1 to 1257 code for a protein of 418 amino acids.